Molecule: messenger RNA, 5336 nt
Organism: Salvia splendens (bonfire salvia)
Lineage: Eukaryota; Viridiplantae; Streptophyta; Magnoliopsida; Lamiales; Lamiaceae
Product: probable LRR receptor-like serine/threonine-protein kinase At3g47570
Exons: 7
Coding region: 1683-5045 (1120 amino acids)
Biological process (GO): protein phosphorylation
Molecular function (GO): ATP binding; receptor serine/threonine kinase binding; protein kinase activity
Source: RefSeq, a predicted model, not a curated record
AAUUAAUUUGCCUAUAUUUUCUAGGGUUAGGCCUCUCUUGAUCUCCACCACCAAUCUACCAGCUCUGUCGCCACCGUAUUCCAGCGGCCGUCGUCGCUUUCCACCUCAUCGUCUUUCCGCUGCCAAAUAGGUAGAGAAAUGACGAGAGGAUUCUUCGUAAAUUUACCGACCGAAAACAAGAUUGAUAUCCUCUCAAGGCUCUCCGCCCGAGACGUUAUUAUUGUGGUUCGGUCUGGUGUGGAGUCUAACUCGUACGAAAUCUUUGAAUUUCAAGACAGCCUUGACCUUGAGCACCAUGAUCUCCGCAACAGUUUGGUCACCAAGGUUGUUUCCCCUCGUGCUGAAGCGCUUCAGGGUUCAGCUAAUGGGUUGGUUUUUAUGACGGGUGACACACCUUGUGAUCUUUAUGUAUGCAACCCUGUAACACGAGACUUUAUCAAGCUUUGUCCGUAUCCUGACUCUCUCGACUCUUCGUCUAAUAUAGUUAUAUUUGGAUUUGGAGUGACCAAAACGACUGGUCAACAUAAGGUGGUUGCGGCUGUCUGUGACUAUGAGUUAGCAGAGAAUCCGUUUAGAUUUACAGUUACCAGAUCUCACUGUGAGGUGUACACGCUUGGGACACGAACAUGGAGGAGUAUCGUACCCGGUGACAAGCUACUGUAUCAUUCGAUGUGGAUAUUUCUUAACGGAAAUCUUCACUGGUUGGUGGUAGAACCAAAAUCCCCAUCACGAAUAUCUUGCUUUGAUCUUGAAACAGAGCAUUUCAGCACGUUCUCUCUCCCAUCCUCCUCUUCUGACAAAAGGAGGGUCUGUUGGGAUCUUGUCGGUUUUGGAGGGUCGUCUAUGCUUAUGUGAUAAUUCAUCCGAAGGAAAAAUCAUUAUCUGGGUGAUGAGGGAAUAUGGGGUGGCGAAGUCUUGGAUAAAGGAAUAUGUCAUCAACAAAGAUGCCAAGCUUUGUGGAGAUGAUGGGCUUGUUUCCCCUAUUAAGGUUUUUAAAAAUGGGGACAUCUUGAUGAAAUGUGAUGAGUCCCUGCUGUUCUACUACAAUGGCAAGACACAAUCUUCGCGGAAGAUCGAGAUGUUUGAUGCUCGUGGUGGAGAUCAAUCUCGUGUAGAUGCGAUUCUUCUCCACACCUCAAGCUUUCUAUCCCUGAGAAGUUUUGGAAUGGAAGACUUAUAUUCGUUCUGACCGCGAAGCUUCUUCUUGUUGGACUGAUUUCCGCAGAACUAUGAGGUUUUAACUUAAUGUAGGUAGUAUAUUUGCUUUAUAUGUUUAUGCUUUAAUAUGCUCAGACUUCGUGCUGCUGCUUGAUGCUUUUUUUGUUACAAUGUAGCAGAUCAACUCUCUAAAACGAGUAUAUACUAAUUUAAGCACGAUACUAUUUUUCAUGAAACGACUUCGUUGCAAUAAGAUGGAAGUUUAUAGUUUUCCUAAAAUUUAUGCAGGUCAGCAGAAGUAAAAUAGAUUUACUGAUAUUGUGAUAAAGUGGAACAUAACAAAGAUAUAAUGCUUGUGGGACAUAAGCUAAAAGACUAAAAGUAGUUUGUUAAAUAUGAUGUGUACACAAAGAUGCUUUAGGAAAGUAGAUGCUUUUUCUUUUGUUUCCACUAACCAAAUUUCGAAAUUAAAUGAUGUCUUCGUCUUCAUCUUCAUCUGAGCUUUCGAAAGAUUCAAGCAACUAAUGGAGACCUCUUCCCCUCCCUUCUCUCUCGCUCUCGUGCUCUUGACAUUAACCAGCGUUACACUGAUCACCUCUUCCUCCCCGUUUUCCAACUCAACUACUGAUCAAGACGCUCUCCUCGCCUUCAAAAACGCUAUCAUUUUGGACUCCGAUUCCAUCCUGAUCAGCAACUGGUCCGCUAACGCUUCCGUCUGUAGCUGGACUGGCGUCUCAUGCAGCCUCGACCACCAAAGGGUCACGGCCCUCAAUUUCUCCGGCUUCCUCCUCCACGGAACCAUCUCUCCACAUCUUGGAAACUUAACGUUCCUUCAGUCUCUGGACAUGAGCUCCAACAAUUUCACAGGCUCCAUACCCUCAGAGCUGUCCAACAUCCAAAGGCUGCAGACUUUGAACUUAGCGAGUAAUCAGCUCGUGGGAGGUCUACCGAGUGGCAUCUUCGCCAACAUGUCUAUGUUGGUGGAGAUCAACCUCAGCUCUAACAAGCUAUCGGGCGAGCUCCCAAGUGAUAUAUGCACUAACACUCCGAAACUCAAGAGAUUAUUUCUGACCGAAAAUAAAAUUGAUGGAAAAAUCCCGAAGAGUAUAUGCAAGUGCGGAGAUAUGGAAGAUUUGGAAAUAUCCUCUAACCAACUCACUGGCAACAUACCGACUGAAAUAGGGAACUUGACGAAGCUUACUUUCUUAAGCAUGUUUUUUAAUCAUUUGGAAGGAGACAUUCCUUCAUCUGUCUUCAACAUUUCUUCUCUGGAAAUUGUGUACCUUGGUAACAACAUGCUUACUAGUAGCGUCCCCAUUUUCAACAGUUUAACCAGGCUUCAAAUAUUGUAUCUUGACAGCAACAACUUGAUAGGUGACAUGCCCAAAGAAAUUGGAUACCUCACCUCGUUGCAGCAUCUAAUACUUAAUAACAACAGCUUGACAGGUCACAUACCAAAGCAAAUUGGGAACCUUACUAUGCUGAAAACGUUAUUCAUUGAUUCCAACAAGUUGACAGGUGAACUACCUGAAGAGCUUGGUAAUCUCAAAAACAUCACACUUAUUCAAGCACAGAUAAAUGCUUUGAGAGGUUCCAUCCCACAUUCCAUAUUUAAUCUCUCUACAUUGAAGGUAUUAUCUCUUUCGUUCAAUCAUCUCUCCGGCCGUCUUCCUCCAAACAUAGGCCUCUCACUUGUCAAUCUCGAAGAGCUAUAUUUAUCUUCCAAUAGACUCACCGGAGAAAUCCCAACCACUAUCAGCAAUGCUUCCAUGCUUACUAGCUUGGAGUUGAAUAAUAACUCAUUCACUGGCUCCAUUCCCCACUUUGAUAACUUAAGGUCCCUCGAAGUCCUUCGACUUUGGGGAAACAAUCUAACGGGAGCUGACUCUCCGGAUCAAGAGCUCACAUUUCUCUCUUCGUUAACUAACUGCCCGUAUUUGGAGACCUUGGACAUAUCACAUAACCCGCGGAUAAAUGGUGUUCUCCCGCCUUCGGUUGGGAACUUAUCUGCCUCUCUCACCAGUUUUCAAGCAUUUAACUGCAGCAUCCGAGGAGUUAUUCCUUCUGCUUUUGGAAAUUUGAGCAAUUUACAAACUUUGGAUUUAUCUACGAAUAAUCUCACAGGAUUCAUCCCGGCAACAAUGGGGAAGUUGAAACAACUGGGGAUGUUACUCCUCUAUAAUAACCGGCUGGGAGGAUAUAUCCCUCGUGAUCUCUGUCGAAUGAGUAAAUUGAUCAACUUGGGCUUGUAUGCCAACAUGCUUGUAGGUUCGAUACCAGAAUGUUUGGGGGAUGUUAAAUCUCUAAGAAUGGUCGCAAUGAACUCGAACAAGCUGAGUUCCACUCUCCCUUCGGAAAUCUUUGGUCUUGCAGACCUCAUACUUUUGGACUUGUCUUCGAACAAUCUGAGUGGUCAACUUCCGUAUAUUGGAAGGUUGAAAGUUAUUUACACGUUAAAUUUAUCCUCUAACAAGUUUUCAGGCUCUAUUCCUGAAUCAAUUGGCGGAUGUGAGUCACUUGUAUACCUAGAUUUGUCGAACAAUACGUUUAAUGCUUCCAUCCCUCAGUCGGUGGGAGAGGCCAAAGGAUUGAAGGUAUUGGAUCUAUCCUAUAAUCACCUCUCUGGUUUGAUACCUGAAUCACUGGAAAAUCUCAAACUCAAGUUUUUAAAUGUGUCUUAUAAUAAAUUGGAAGGGUAUAUACCAGAUGAGGGUUGUUUUACCAUGUUUGAUGCUCAGUCAUUUCUCAACAACUUUGAGUUAUGUGGCUCGGAGAGAUAUCAAGUGCCAUCUUGUCCGAAAAAUCAUCCAAAAUCAAAGGUUGUUGCUGUUGUAAUGAAAUAUGUUGUUCCACCCUUUGUUGCAUUCUUAUUUGUGGUGGUUGGUUUACUCAUUCUGAUAAGGAGAUGGAGGCGGCCACGAGAAAAUCCACCUACUACAGAUAAUUCAUCAAAACUAGGGAGCUGGAAAUUAGUUUCGGAGAAAGAACUAGAGCAGGGAACAAGUUCGUUUAGUGAGACGAAUCUCCUUGGUAAAGGAAGCAUCGGUUCAGUAUUCAAAGCAACACUAGCAGAUGGGAGAGAUGUUGCGGUGAAAAAGUUCAACUUACAAGUAAAAGGAGCCGCCAGGAUCUUUGAAACUGAGAGCCAUAUACUGAGCACCAUUCGACAUAGAAACCUGGUGAAGAUACAUGGUUGUUGCAGUAACCCUGAAUUCAAAGCCUUGAUUCUUGCAUACAUGCCGAAUGGAAGCUUGGAGAAAUGGCUGCAUUCAGACAAGAAUUGUCUUGAUCUGGUGGAAAGACUACAAAUAGCAAUCGAUGUGGCGUUAGCUUUGGAAUAUCUUCAUCAUGACCAUAUAUACCCUGUCGCUCACUGUGAUAUAAAACCAAGCAAUGUGUUGCUCGAUGCAGAUAUGACUGCUCAUGUUGGGGAUUUUGGUAUCGCCAAGCUCUUUGACCACGACGAGGCUGCAGUUCACACUAUAGCUAUGGGAACUAUUGGAUAUGUAGCACCAGAGUUUGUAUCAGAAGGAAUGGUAUCCACAACGGGAGAUGUAUACAGUUAUGGGAUACUGUUGUUGGAGAUGUUCACAAGCAAGAAGCCGAUAGAUGAUAUGUUCAACGGCGAAAUGAGCAUAAAGGAGUGGGUGGGUAAAGCAUUAAACGGAAAUCAAAUAAGUGUAGUUGUGGCCUCUGUUUUGGUAUCAAUAGAAGAUGAACAUUCUUCUGCAAAGUUAGAAUGUGUGACAUCUGUUUUUGAAUUGGCAAUGAAAUGUGUGGCCUUUUUACCACACGAAAGAAUCAACAUGAAGCAAGUAGUAGCUGCUCUACAGAAGAUCAAAGCCAAGUUUACAGUCGAAGAUAUGCAGAAGAAGCAUCGCAGGUGAUAGAUCGUAUGCUACUUACUUUAGUUAAGCAAUAAUGUUUGGUAUGUCUUGCGUGUCGAGGUAUUUGGUGUGGCAAGUAUGGUUGUAUAGUGUGGAGGGAGUAGUUUGUUGAUUUUGUGUGCAUUUUCAGAUUACGAAUGUUUGUAGUGCGGAGAAGUAGUAGUAUUUAUUUUGUGUGUAUUUAUAGAUUGCGAAUGGUUAUAUUGUGGAGUAGUAGUAUGAUUUUGUUUGUAUUUAUAGAUUGUGAAUGGUUGUAGUGUGGAGAAGUAGUAUGUUUAUUUUGUGCGUAUU